AUGCAUAAUGCCUAUGGACAUAUAGAAGCUGAUGACAUUCAAGAAUUGUUACAAACAAAAGCAUGGUGCCCAGGAAUGAAAGCUGAUGUUCAACAAUGGAUUAAAACAUAUGUCAAUUGUCAAAUUUCAACAUGUGGUAAAACCACAACUGAACCAUUACAUCCUUUAACUCCAGUGCCUCCAUUCCAUCGUUGGAGUUUUGAUUUUAUUGGCCAACUACCAGUAACAUCUAAUGGUAACCAGUGGAUAUUAAUUGCACUUGAUCAUACAACAAAAUGGUCGAUAGUUAGAGUGGUUCCAAAUGCUACACAUGAAGUUGUUGCUAAAUUUGUUUAUCAAGAAAUUGUUUUAAAUUUUGGUUGUCCAACAGAAAUAAUUACUGACCGAGGAAAUAAUUUCACAAUAGCGAUGUUAAAUUCCUAUUUUAAACUGAUUGGUAUUAAACAUAUAUUAACAUCUGCUUAUCAUCCAAGGUCUAAUGGUAUUAUUGAACGGUUUAAUCGUUUAUUUGGUAGUAUGCUCGCGAAAUACGUAGCUGAUAAUGCUAUCAAUCAAUGGGAUGAAUAUGUUGAUCGUGCAUUAUUUGCAUGUCGAACAAGACAACAUCAUGCCACAGGUAAAACACCCUUUUAUAUGGUGUAUGGUGUAGAAGCAAAAUUACCAGGUGAUGAAUUAAUUCCUAUCAUUAAUGAUGAUGAACAAAGUAAUGUUACUAAUCGUGUACAACAAAUUAAUCAACUACUACAACAACGUGAUACUGUACAUGAACGUUCAGAUUCAAAUGCUAAUAAAAUGAAACAGUAUUACAAUCUCCACUCAAAAAACCAAGCUGAUGAACUAUACGAGAAUGAUUGGGUAUUAAUACAUAAUGAAAACCGAAAGAAGUUUCAUUCUCAUUGGAUUAGACCGUACAAAAUUAGAAAAAUUUGUCCAUUAGGAACGUGUCAACUCGAAAAUGUUAAAGGACAAAUUAAAUUAGAUUUAGUACAUCGUGAUAUGUUAAAACGGGCAUAUGUUAAUCCAAGAACAAUGCAACAAUGGUACAAGCCGUCUCGUCGAAAUAAUAAACACCAUCUUAGUUAA
Rotaria sp. Silwood1 is the source of this 1083-nucleotide messenger RNA. NCBI's taxonomy places the organism in Eukaryota, Metazoa, Rotifera, Eurotatoria, Philodinida, Philodinidae. The record is from the annotation of a GenBank genome assembly.